Messenger RNA from Lactuca saligna, 741 nucleotides. NCBI's taxonomy places the organism in Eukaryota, Viridiplantae, Streptophyta, Magnoliopsida, Asterales, Asteraceae. The record is from the annotation of a GenBank genome assembly.
AUGGCUUCAUCUCAAUGUCCCAUUGAUCGAAACUUCGUUGUAGUGGAUUUCCACAAUAAUGGAGCGUUUGCACCCAACCCAUUAGUAUACUUUGAUCCCGACAAACAAUCAGUAGGAGAUGUUGACUUCAGUGCAUUUGAGUACGAGGAGUUCAUGGAAUUCCUUCAAAAGCUCACCAGAACUAGAAGUAAAGACAUUUACUUUUUCCUUCCACAAGAGUCUUUAAGUCAGGGAAUUCAUACACUGGUGAAUGACGGUGAUUACAAAGAAUUUUUGGAUUUGGCUUAUGCAAAUGAGAGGAGAAUGAAUGUGUAUGUGGACCACUGUAAUGAACCAAUCUUCGAAUGGAUUGAGGAUGAGGAAAAUGAAGAUCAAGACUACAGCUGUGAAGAGGAUGAAGACUCAGUAUUCUCGGAGACGUAUUCUGUUGACCAUGAAGAAGAUGAUGUUGAAUAUCCAUUCCCAGCCAACAAAACCAAGGGUGACAGGUUCUUAAACAAACUUUGUGUAGACACAUUAGAUGAAGAUGUUGAAUAUGUUGAACCUCGAUACCCUGUACAUGAUGAUAGACAACCAUGGAAUCAGAUGAAACCAGUGUUAGGUAUGCGAUUUUCUAACCCUGAUGAGCUUAAAAACAUGUUGAGCAACUAUGCAGUCUCUGGUGGAUAUGAUCUCUGGUUUGGAAAAAAUGACUCCCAAAGGUUGUUAGUUAAGUGUUGCAAAAAAAAACAAGUCACCUAA